AUGCUUCCCGGGACUGAAGGCCUGCUUGCGCAGCUGACAGCACCUGACUACGCGCCAUACAGUGCCAUCCUGGGCAGCGCCGGUUACAGCACUGUCCAGUAUGAUGUCAACCAGCUUCUCGCUAUGGUGCCAGACACGGCAGAGUUGACCUUCCUUGCCCAGAUCUAUGACUGGCUGGAGAAGCAGCAACAGCAGCCAGGCUCAGAUCUGACAGGAGCCCUGGAUCUCAGCAACGUGGCUUUGGCGGGGCACAGCCGGGGAGGCAAACUUGCUGCCCUGCAAUUUGCCAAUGGCACACUGCCCAAUACAUUUGCAGCAUUCCUGGUGGAUCCAGCGGACACCCCCUGCUUUGCAUCUACCCCAGAGUGCUUCCCAUCUGCUCGUGAGGCACUGGCGAAGGCAGGGAGGCGGAUAGGGGCAGUGGGCUCGACCAUUCGGUUCUGCUGCAACCCUGACACUCCUGGCCCGGGACAGAAGGCCGCCUGCGCAUUUGGCCUGACACUCUGCACUGGCUAUGGCGCAGAGGAUCUGGUCACGGCAGCUGGGCACGGCUCAAAACUGUAUCUGAGGAUGGCGGGGCACAUGCAGUUUGCGCAGCUGCCGGCCUGGGAACAGGAGGCUGCAAAUUUGGGCUGUCACUUCAAUGAAUCAGUUACCAGCAUGCAAGUCAUUGAGGAUGUUGCCGCCCUCAUGGUGUUGUGCAGUGUCUUGUUGGGCCUGCAUUACCGCCAGCGGCCAGAAUAUGUCCUUGUGAUCGACAGCGGCAGCAGUGGCACACGCAUAUUUGCGUAUCAAUGGAAGGACAACGGCCCCAAGCUGCCCUCACUGACAGCUGUCAGCAUCCAGGCCGCCAAGCACAAGAUUCCUCGGAGGGCGGCAGGCGACAAGCGCGCGUAUGAAAGGCUCGAGACAGAGCCUGGACUGGACAAAUUUGUCGCCGAUCCAGAGGGCCUGGAGCGGCGCGCGCUGCGGCCACUGCUGGAAUGGGCGGAGGCGGUGGUGCCGCGGCGGCAAUGGCACCGGACGCCGCUGUUCCUGUUUGGCACUGCUGGAUUGCGCAAAUUGCCGCCCGAGGGCCGCGCCGCAUUAUUAGACGACGUGCGCGCCGCGCUCUCCCGCUGCGAGUUCAGAUUUGAGGCAUCAUAUGCGAAUGUGAUCAGCGGGGAGGAGGAGGGCGUGUAUGGCUGGAUAGCUGUGAAUUACCUGAAUGGCCACCUGGCGCCGUCAGCCCUGCCCGCUCCCAUCGUGGUGCAGGGCCGGGAAGGUGCGUUCAGGGAGGAGGCAGCUUCCUCGGAGUCAGUGGCAGCUGCCGGGAAUGCCGCGGAGCUGGGGGUGGAAACCGUGGGGACCCUGGACCUGGGGGGGUCCUCCCUGGAGGUCACCUUCCUGCCAACUGGCAAGCACGCGUCGGAGGCCACAACCAACGUGAGCAUCAUGGGCGUCCAGUAUCCGCUCUACACCCACGUACACCACGGCUAUGGCCUGAACGACGCCUUCGACAGAUCCGUGACACUGUUACUAGAGUCUGCCCAGGAGCGGCCAGAUCAGGCGCCCAGCAGGGAACCCCCCUUCACGGCCGGCGAGGAGCGGGGGGCCCCGGACCCCCCGGACCCCAACCGCAACCCCGACGCCAUGAAAUCUUUUCAAAUUCGAGACGACAGCGGCGGCGGCCGCGCGCCCCGGGGCCUGCUGCAAGCAGAGGACAUUGCCAGCUUUGGCACGGAUGAUGCUGUCUCUUUUGGAUCAGACAUCAGGCAGUCUUCCAGAAGAGGGAAUUUUGGCGGGGGCGUCACUGGGGUAGAAGGUGCCGCGGCCCGGGAAUUCAGAAAAGGAGCAGGGGUGACGAAGGUGGUUGGAGGGGUCGGUGAAAGGUUGGAGCGGCGGCGGCUGACGGAGCCGCACGUGGUGGAGCACCCAUGCUUGCAUAAGGGUUACUCAUCGAUCUACCGGCGCAUGGUCUCCCACGGCAAGCUUCCCAAGCCCGCCAUGGUGCAGCUGGUGGGCAGGCCUGACUAUGAGGCGUGUGCGGCUGUGGCGGAGAGCGUGCUGAGCACCAGGGACUGCGGUGCGGCCCACUGCGUGUUGGGCACCGCGCAGCCUCAGAGCAGCAGCGAUUUUUUUGCCCUAACGGGCUUUUUUGUGGUGUUUCACUUCUUUGGGCUGCCUGCGGGGGCCGGGUUGGCGGAUUUGGAGCGGGAGGGGCGCGCGCACUGCGGCCUCGACUGGGACCGGCUGCGCCUAAGUAGGGGCGAGGAAGUCCACGUGGACCAGUACUGCUUCAGGGUGCCGUACAUAGUGGCGCUGCUGCGGCAGGGGUUGGCGUUGUCGGAGUUGCACAUUCGCGUCGGCAGCGGCAACGAAGGGUGGACCCUGGGGGCGGCCCUGGCCGAGGGUGGGCGAGUCGGCAUCGGCAGGCCUCUGAUCGACAAGGAACAACAGGCGGACUACUCGCAGUUUGUGUACUUCUUUGGGCUGGCCGCCGCUGUCAUGUGUCUCUUCGUCCUGGUUUGGAAGGUCGCAACCAAGGCGUUCUCAAAGCCAGUCAGCCUGGGCCAUCGCAGCGACUCCCUGGACAACCCAGUGGAAACGCCUCUGCAGACCAAUCACCUGCCUCCCCCAGUAUUCCCCUCUGGCCGCAUGCCCAACGGCCUCAGCCAAAAGCCCUUGAAGACCCCGUCACCUCCAGGUCCCUUUGCGGCGGUUACGGCGUUGCAGCAGCGGCCGUCGGGGGGUCUGGCGGCACCGGUGAGGGCGGUGGGCCCUCAGGGGGUGAAUUACUACACCAACCUCAGCCUCAACAGCAGCCGCAAGCGCCAGCCCAGCAUUGACAACCUCAGGGGCCUGGAUGUUCCUUCGUAG
Coccomyxa subellipsoidea C-169 is the source of this 2859-nucleotide messenger RNA. RefSeq lists its product as hypothetical. Gene Ontology annotation, biological process: nucleoside diphosphate catabolic process. NCBI's taxonomy places the organism in Eukaryota, Viridiplantae, Chlorophyta, Trebouxiophyceae, Coccomyxaceae. Gene Ontology annotation, molecular function: nucleoside diphosphate phosphatase activity. The record is from RefSeq and is a predicted model, not a curated record. The transcript has 20 exons. Gene Ontology annotation, cellular component: membrane. The coding region runs from base 1 to 2859 and encodes 952 amino acids.